Empidonax traillii (willow flycatcher) is the source of this 3603-nucleotide messenger RNA. RefSeq names its product fer-1-like protein 6. Gene Ontology annotation, cellular component: membrane. The transcript has 26 exons. Gene Ontology annotation, biological process: plasma membrane organization. The annotation marks the transcript as partial. Lineage: Eukaryota; Metazoa; Chordata; Aves; Passeriformes; Tyrannidae. The record is from RefSeq and is a predicted model, not a curated record.
AUGGUUGAAGCCUUUCCUGUGGAGCAGAAGGAUAAGGCUUCAGUGAUCACGCUGUGGGUCAGAAAGGGGCUGUUUGGUGGCAUGAAGCUGAAGAAGAAGAAAAAAGGCGAGAAAGGGUUGACUAUUACAAACAAAGAUGCACUGGGUGAUCAUGAUGAAAGUGCAAUUCUUCUCCAUGACAAUCUCGGAAGAAGAGAAGAGGGAGAGGAAGAUCCAAUGAACAGCGAUGCCCUGUCCAAUGUUUUUGGAUCCCUAAGUCCAAAUAGGAAAAGGGCAAAGCUGGUGACUAGAAUUCAUGAAGAGGAGCUGAAAUCCCAGAACUAUCAGAUUGCCAUCACCAUCAUUGAGGCCAGGCAGCUGGUGGGUGAGAACAUCGACCCUGUGGUGAUCAUUGAGAUAGGUGAUGAGAAAAAGCAAACAACAGUAAAGGAAGGCACAAACGCCCCUUUCUACAAUGAGUACUUUGUGUUCGAUUUCGUUGGACCACAGGUGUUGCUGUUCGACAAAAUAAUCAACAUCUCUGUUAUGCACAACAAACUGAUUGGGAGUGUGCUGAUAGGCUCCUUUAAAGUAGAUCUGGGGACAGUGUACAGUCAGCCAGGUCAUCAGUUUUGUGACAAGUGGGCACUUCUCACAGACCCUGCUGACAUUAGAACAGGAGCCAAGGGAUACCUGAAGUGUGACAUCAGUGUGACUGGGAAAGGUGAUGCAAUACAAGCUACACAGAAAACAGCUGAUACUGAGGAGCAGAUUGAAAAAAACCUCUUGAUCCCCAAAGGCUUUCCAUCUGAAAGACCAUGGGCCAGAUUUUAUGUGAGAAUUUACAAAGCAGAAGGACUUCCGAAGAUGAACUCUAGCAUCAUGGCCAAUGUCACCAAAGCAUUCAUAGGCGACAGUAAGGACCUUGUGGAUCCCUAUGUGGUGGUCAUGUUUGCAGGUCAAAUGGGCCGGACAACAGUGCAAAAGAGCUGUGCAGAUCCAGUGUGGCAGGAACAGAUUAUCUUCAAGGAAAUGUUCCCCCCACUCUGCCGAAGAGUCAAAAUCCAGGUCUGGGAUGAAGGUAGCAUGAAUGAUGUGGCUUUAGCAACACACUUCAUUGAUUUGAAGAAAAUAUCAAAUGAACAAGAUGGUGACAAAGGGUUUUUGCCUACCUUUGGGCCUGCCUGGAUCAAUCUCUACGGCUCACCCCGGAACCACAGCCUCAUUGAUGACCACCAGGAGCUUAAUGAAGGUUUUGGAGAAGGGGUUUCCUUCAGGGGACGUCUCUUCAUUGAGAUUGCUGUGGAAAUACUUUCAGGAGGUGCCCGAGAGUCGAAGUUUUCAAGUAUUAUCAAGGAUAUCAAGUUGUCAUCCAAAGGUAAAGACUUCAAAGGACCCAAAGGAAAAGACAAAACUGACAAAGCAGGAGAUGAUCGAAAGUCAGCUGCUCCUUCAAGUAAAAUGAACUCAACUGAAGUGGAAGUCGAGCCGUUUGAUGUACCUUUAGAGAUUUAUGAAGAAAAAUUUGAAGAAUUCCUUCUCUUUGGGACAUUUUUUGAAGUCACAAUGAUUGAUAGGAAGGUUGGGGACAAACCAAUAACUUUUGAGGUUUCCGUGGGUAACUUUGGAAAUAUUACAGAUGGGGUGUCAGCAGGAGCUGGAGGGAAGAAGAAGACACGUGAUGGAGAAGCAGAAGAAGGCCUUCUGCAUGAGGGGGGGGAUGACAUUUCUCAUGACCUUGGAGUACCCCUGAUAUCUACCACACUCCCUGAGAAACCUCUGAUCACAGGUGGGAACAGGAACUAUCAGUACCUGCCAUUCGACGAGAGGAAGCCCUGUGUCUGUGUCAAGAGCUACUGGGGCAACCAGACCUUUCGUUUGUACUCCUCCAACACCCUUGAGAAAAUGGCAGAUUACCUGGAAGAAUCAUUAGAGCAAGUAAAGGACUCGAUCAAGGUUUCAGAGACUGCAGCUGAGGAAAAAAUGAAGAAGACCCUAAAUGACUUUAUCAGCCAAAGCAGGGCCUUCAUGACCAUUGCUGAAAAGAAGCCCAAAGGGUUGAACUACACCGCUUUGGACAAAAAGAGACUCAUGCUGUUCAAGCAAGAGCUGGAAGCAAUGUCCAGUGAUGCCAAGGGAAUUGUUCAGCAUCAGAAAAAGAAGAUGCCACUAGAUGAAAUGAUUCGUGAGACUCAGAUCUUCAUAGAUAAAAUUCGAUUCUUAGUUGAUGAGCCACAGAAUACGGUGCCUGAUGUGUUCAUUUGGAUGCUCAGCAACAACAAGAGAGUUGCAUAUGCAAGAAUCCCAGCAAAAAACAUCCUCUACUCCCCAGCAAAGGAGCAGAGAGGCAAGGACUGUGGGAAGAUUAAAACUCAUUUCCUCAAAUUACCAGGCAAGCGCCCUCUGGGCUGGACUGUGCAGGCAAAGGUGGACAUCUACCUGUGGCUUGGACCUGCCAGCUAUGCCCACAGUAUCAUGGAGAAUUUACCUGUAGGAUAUGAGAUUGAACUGCCGUCUAACACCAGCUCAGGGAACAGUGUGGUGCCCUCACCUGCCUGCCUGCUGUAUAAAACCCCACACCUCUUCCAGCUGAGAGCCCACAUGUAUCAGGCGAGGGGGCUCAUUGCCGCUGACAGCACCGGACUUUCUGAUCCUUUUGCAAAAGUUACUUUCACAUCACGCUGUCAGACCACAAAGAUCAUUUCACAGACAUUAUCCCCCACCUGGAACCAGAUGCUGCUCUUCAACAGCAUUGUGCUCCACGGCGACAGAGAGGAGAUCGCUCAGUUCCCACCAGAGAUUGUCAUCGAGCUGUACGAUGAUGAUGCAGUGGGUAAGGCAGAAUAUAUUGGAUCUACAGUGGCUGCCCCUGUGGUGAGACUUGCUCAUCAAAGCUACGAACCACCCAAACUUUCUUACCACCCAGUGUACUGUGGAAAUCUUUCAGGAGGAGACCUUCUUGCUACAUUUGAGCUUUUGGAGAUUCCUGAGUCAGAUCCAGACAGACUUCCCCCACUGGAUCCACCAGAUGCUGGCCAGAUUUUCCCAGUCCCAGCUAAUAUACGACCUGUUUUAAGCAAAUACAGAGUGGAGGUCCUGUUCUGGGGUGUUCGAGAGCUGAAGAAAGUCCAGCUCCUCUCUGUAGAUCGCCCUCAGGUUCUCAUCGAAUGUGCAGGGAAAGGAGUGAAAUCCUCUGUCAUACAGAGCUACAAGAAAAAUCCCAACUUCACUGGCCUUGCAGACUGGUUUGAAGUGGAGCUGCCUGAAAACGAACUCCUGCAUCCACCACUGAGCAUCUGCGUGGUCGACUGGAGAGCGUUUGGGAGGAGUACUCUUGUUGGAACACAUACCAUCAAUUGCCUUAAGCAAUUCCUAUGUAAAACCCCUUUGGAUCCUCAGGCUGCACCUAACAGACUAGACACUGCAGAAGUUGAGGAAGCUUCACCUGAGUCAUCCCAGCCUGCUGAGUUAUUCCACGAAGAACCAUUUUUAGCUGAUCACAUCUACAUAGAUGUGGAGCAGGGUAAAAGUACAGUGGUAGAGCCAGACCCAUCUCUGAGAGCACUUCCUGCCACUGAACCAGAGCACUCUGCCUCUGAGACAGUGAAAGAGAAGAAAAAGAAG